AUGUCUUACCAGUGCAAGCAACCCUGCCUUCCUCCUCCUUCAUGCGUGAAGACUAAGAGUGCCACUGUGUGUGCAACUCCUGGAGGCGCUGUCUGCGUGACCCCAUCUCAGUCAUCGUGCGCAGAUGCCUGCACUCCUAAAUGUGCCACUGUGUGUGCCACUCCUGGAGGCUCCAUCUGUGUCACUCCACAGCAGCCCCAGUGUGCCACCGUCUGCCAGGGUCCUUGCGGCUCCAUCUCCGUGACCCCCCUGCAGAACCAGGGGCCAACCAUAUGUGCCACCCCCGGUGGGUCCGUCUGCGUGUCACAAGGCCAGGGUCAAUGCUCAACCGUCUGCCAGGGCCCAUGUGGCUCCGUCUGUGUGGCACCGCAGCAGCCCCAGUGCGCCACCGUCUGCCAGGGUCCCUGCGGCUCCGUCUGUGUGACCCCGCAGCAAAGCUCCGGCUCAUGCGCCACGGUGUGCACCAGCUCUGGCGGCUCCGUCUGCGUGGCCCCGAGCAAGGGUCAGUGCACUUCUGUGUGCCAGGAUCCAUGUGGGGCUGUUUGCGUGGCUCCCAUCCCAGCCCCAACUGGGGGCGCAUGUGCCACCGUCUGCCAGGAUGCCUGUGGCAACGUGAGCGUCACUCCCUGUGCUACUAAGUGCGCCAACCCCUGUAGUGGGGUGAAGACAUGCGCCACAAAGUGCGGGAACCCCUGCGUCACCGUGUGCUCUGACCAAACCUGUGUGAAGGCCUGUCCUUCCAUCAACAUGGGGCAAUGCAACGUCAAGAAAUGCUAA
Podarcis lilfordi (Lilford's wall lizard) is the source of this 777-nucleotide messenger RNA. The record is from the annotation of a GenBank genome assembly. NCBI's taxonomy places the organism in Eukaryota, Metazoa, Chordata, Lepidosauria, Squamata, Lacertidae.